Messenger RNA from Salvelinus fontinalis (brook trout), 2374 nucleotides. Its product is annotated as riboflavin-binding protein-like. Gene Ontology annotation, molecular function: riboflavin transmembrane transporter activity; signaling receptor activity; riboflavin binding. Gene Ontology annotation, cellular component: external side of plasma membrane. The record is from RefSeq and is a predicted model, not a curated record. The coding region runs from base 251 to 1105 and encodes 284 amino acids. The transcript is spliced from 6 exons. NCBI's taxonomy places the organism in Eukaryota, Metazoa, Chordata, Actinopteri, Salmoniformes, Salmonidae.
GGGGAGGUGGCCAGGAGCUUAGAUGUCCUUCGGGUAAACCAGUGAGAAACUAUCGUGCUGCCCCUGGGAAGAAGUGAUCAUAACAAGCAGUCAGCCAGGAGGAAGAGCUGCGUAGACUGGUGCUGAUUCGACGACGAUUCCAAAGCUGAGGAAACACGUCGCACAAGACGAAGCAGAAUAGGAAAACGGUUUCUCCCACCGACAGGUCCUGAUUAUAGCCGGCUAGCUGAACGUAUCGCAGGUUGAAGAAAUGGCUAUCACGUCAAAAUCCCUGCGGUUGGUCUGUGCAUAUUUAGCGGCUAUCCUGAUUGGUCGCAUUUUGUGUUUGGAGGGGGCGUGUCUACAGGACGGUAGACAGAAGGCCACGCCCAGCCAGGAACCUCACCUGAAAGAGUGCACAAUCUAUGCUGAGAAUGCAUGUUGUUCAGAGGUUGACAUCCAGGACCUUAAUCCCAUGACCAGUGAGAAGAACAGCCCCUGGGACAAGUGUGGGAAACUGAGCCCGAAGUGUGAGGACUUCCUGAAGCGUGUGACCUGUUUCUACCGUUGUUCCCCUGAUGCAGCACGCUGGCCACACUCUCACCUCCAGUCCUCCAUGCAGGCCGUGCCACUGUGCCACAGCUUCUGCCGUGACUGGUAUGAGGCCUGCAGGAUGGACAUGACAUGUGCUCGUAACUGGGCCAGAGACCCCAGAGGACAGAACUGCACUGGGAGCUGUGUGCCGUAUCAGCAGAUGUACCAGCACGGCCGGGACUUGUGUGAGAGCCUGUGGGGGGACGCCUUCAUGACAGUGGAGGAUGAGGAGGAGGAACGGGAGGGGGGUGAGAGUAUUAGCAAUGGUAAUGGUGGACGUCCCUGUGGAUGCCUGACCCUCAGCCCCUCGGACAGGGAGGUGAUCGCUGCCCUCAGGGCCCUGGAGGAAGACCCAGAGGAGCUGGACACCACCAAGAGUGGCUUGCCUCAGUACCGUGCCCCCUGCCACACGCAGCCCCAGACCAAGCCUGCCACACUGCCCCCGCAGGCGCGGAGGAGCAACGGCAACAUUGUGAUGCGGAAACGCUCGGUCGUGGUGGAUGAUGUGGAGGGUAGUGGGAGUGGGCUGUAGAUGAACUGACAGAAUCUGAUCUCUGAAUCUGUAGCUCUGUCCCCAAGCUGGGGUUGUCAUAUCUUGCUCCUAUAACUAACCUUACCUCACAUACUGUACCUCUCAUGACACACCAUUAUAACCCAUCAAUCAAAUGUUGCUUAGAGACGCUCCAUAUUUUGAUGUAAUACCAAACAUAUAAAUCAUUAUGACAUGACAUGCCUUUAACACUGUGUAAAUAAUGUACGAAUAGUGACAUUGACCGUAACAUUAUUCUGAAAGGUAAAACAAUCAACAGCUAACAUCAAAGUGUAUGACAUCAUGUUGUAUUACAGUCUGUUGUUACAUGGUACUUGGCCCAGGGACUGCAGUUGAAAUUAGCCGGCUGACUAAAACUUUUAUACAGUAAUAAUGUUGAUUAAUGUCCACUGUCCCUGUAAAAGUAAAUGUAAUAAAGUAAAGUAGUUGCUAAAACAGGUGACACCAUUCAUGAUCGCCAUCAAUGUUUGGCAUGUAAUUGUCAGUCAUGUAUGCUCAUUAUAAACAUAUGUAGUCUUGCAGCUACAUUAGUAGGCCUACAAAUGAAAAUAUCUAUCACCUUGUGAGGCGCCUGGGACUGCCUCGGUGCAUAUCAUACUGUAGAGUUGUGUUUACUCACCAGUAGACUGCAGUAGUUUCUAAACUGUAUUGUGUAACUUUGCCAUCAGACUAGGCAUACAGGAUAUAUACGUAUCCAUACUGAAGCGUCCAAAAUUCCUCUAUUCCUCAAUCCUAAACACCUUUUUUAGACAUACCUGUAGAACUGUCAACACGCUUGGCAUAUUUUACUAUCGUGAUAUAACGUAAUGUACUACUGUUUUCAUGUCAUGAAAUGUUUGAUAGUGGAGGAGGGAGGUAAGGUGUUUGUGAUGGUGGUGCACAGCCACAUCAUUAGAGUGGUUGCCAUCCUGCAACCAUAGGAGUCAGCUGUAAAAAUGAUGAAGAUUUCUUUAUAGCUGGAGGAAGUCUUGAAUUUCAGAAAGAGAAUCUGCGCAAAGGACAGACUUAGACUGCUGAUGUAGAAACAUGACUCAUGCCAGUAAGGCUUUUGUGUUAGUUUGAUAAUGCAUCGGAACUCUAUUCAGGCAAUGUCAUUCAAGAUGCUGUGAAGUAGAAUUAGAGCCAAACUCUAUAGAAUGUCUAUAGAAUGGAGGACCAAAAGGGAACCUGUUAAUCUGAGUGUGACAUGAAUACCUAUUUGGUGUUCUUUUGUUUCUUGAUAUCCUCAAUAAACACUGGAUUUCAAAAUCA